Molecule: messenger RNA, 1674 nt
Organism: Fragaria vesca subsp. vesca
Lineage: Eukaryota; Viridiplantae; Streptophyta; Magnoliopsida; Rosales; Rosaceae
Exons: 1
Coding region: 1-1674 (557 amino acids)
Source: RefSeq, a predicted model, not a curated record
AUGGCUGGCUCUGUAUCUCCCUUACCAGUAAUGUCCGGAUCGUUAAAGAAGAAAGCAACACAUGCCUUGCGAAACUCUUUUACCCGAAAGGGAAGGAGAAGCAGCAAGGUCAUGUCUGUCGAAAUUGCAGAUGUGCAUGAUGUUGAAGAAGGUCAGGCUGUUGACAAGCUUCGUCAGGCGCUUAUAUUGGACGAGCUUCUUCCUAGCAAGCACGAUGACUAUCAUAUGAUGCUUCGGUUUUUAAAGGCCAGGAAAUUCGACAUUGAGCAGACCAAGAAAAUGUGGUCUCAAAUGCUUGAAUGGAGGAAGGAAUUCGGAGCUGACACAAUCAGAGAUGACUUUGAAUUCAAGGAACUCAAUAAAGUCCUGGAUUAUUAUCCCCAAGGACAUCAUGGGGUAGACAAAGAAGGAAGACCAGUCUAUAUUGAGAGACUGGGACUAGUUGAUUCAACUAAGCUCAUGCAGGUGACAACCAUGGACAGGUAUGUGAAAUACCAUGUUCAGGAAUUCGAACGAACAUUUGAUGUUAAAUUCCCAGCUUGUUCGAUUGCAGCGAAGAAGCACAUUGAUCAAAGUACAACUAUUCUUGAUGUUCAAGGAGUUGGACUUAAAAAUUUCAACAAAGCUGCUAGGGAGCUUAUUUUAAGCCUUCAGAAGAUUGAUGGUGACAACUAUCCUGAGACCUUGAGCCGUAUGUUUAUAAUCAAUGCCGGUUCUGGUUUUAGAAUGUUGUGGAGCACUGUCAAGUCUUUCCUUGAUCCAAGGACAACGGCAAAGAUUCAUGUCCUUGGGAACAAGUACCAGAGCAAUUUGCUAGAGAUUAUUGAUGCUAGUGAGUUGCCAGAGUUUUUAGGAGGUAAAUGUACUUGUGCUGACGAAGGUGGAUGUAUGCGUUCCGAUAAGGGACCAUGGAAGAAUCCAGAGAUAAUGAGUAUGGUCCAAAAUGGUGAUCAUAAGUGUUCAAAGGAACCAGGGACUCAGGUGGCUGAAGACAAGAAGUCAGUGCAUGUAUCCGAUGACGAAUUUGUGUAUUCUACGGGAAAUUCCUCCCCAUAUUUGCCGAAAAAUUUCCAAGAAUAUUUCAAGCAUGAAGAGUAUAUCCCUAUGGUUGAUAAAGCUAUGGAUACAACAAGUCACAUUGUUGUGGGGAGUGUCAAAUUUGACACAUUUCCCACUUCUAAGUCGGUAGAUUGUUUCGACAUGCCUGAGGCUUGCAAACCUGCUGAUGGGUUUAGUGCUCGAUUUUCGGGUGCUAUUAUGGCAUUUAUCUUGAGCAUAGUGGCUAUUUUCCGGCUGCUAACAAGUAACGUGCCUAGGAAACUUGCUAAUUCCACCUUCUACUCUAGUGCUGUCUGCCACGACGACACAAUGCUGAAGAGCCGGGCGUCUUCUAAGUCUGCCAAUGCCAUUUCUGAAGCAGAUUUCCAGUCCAUCAUUACACGCAUUGCAGACUUGGAAGAGAGAGCCAUUGUUUUGAGCACGAAACCAGUUACCAUGCCACCUGAGAAGGAGGACUUGCUGAGUGCUGCUUUGAACCGGGUUGAUGCCUUGGAGCGAGAGCUUAUGGCAACUACUAAGGCUCUCCAAGAGUCAAUGUGUCGCCAAGAUGAGCUCUUGGCAUAUAUUGAGAAGAAGAAGAGGAAGAGGAGGUUUUUCAAGUUUCAAUGCUGGUGA